AUGUCUUCACCCAUCAUGAGUCCAUUGAGUCCAUUGAGCCCUACGGGCUCGACCAAGGCAAACUUGUUCAGAAACAGAGUCCCGACACAACUCAGGAGAUGUCUGCCUUUGUACAUUGCUUGUGUAUGCAUAAUUCUACUCGUUCUCAACAUCGACUUGUUCGGGUCGAUGCCCAAACCUGUCCACCUCUCCAAGCGGGGUGGUCGCCACGCAACAGCAAGCACUCGUGGAUUCCCUAAGAAAAUAUGGCAGAGUUGGAAGGUUGCGCCCUUCUCAUUCGAAGCCGAACAGAUUCUCACUGCACGGACUUGGACGGACAAGAACCCUGGGUACCGGUAUGAAGUCCUAACCGACAACAACGACAUGGAGUAUGUCGAAGAGCACUACGGCCCUGACGGAUUCGAUCGCCCGGAUAUCGUCGACAUGUAUCGCAACGUUAAUGCCACCAUCAUCAAGGCGGAUUUGCUCCGCUACAUGAUCAUGUACGCCGAGGGAGGAGUGUACGCCGAUAUUGAUGUCGAGGAUCUCCGACCUGUCAGCCGAUGGAUCCCGGAAAGAUACAAAGAGGCCGACCUCGAUCUCGUCAUUGGCGUCGAGAUUGACCAACCGAACUUCAAGGACCAUCCCAUUCUCGGCAAGAAGUCCAUGUCCUUCUGUCAAUGGACAUUCAUGUCGCGACCUGGUCACCCCGUCAUGCUCAAGCUUGUUGAGAACAUCAUGGCAUGGCUUACUGAGGUCUCCAAGAACCAACGUGUGCCCAUCUCAGCAAUCAAGCUUGACUUUGACGAGGUCAUCAGCGGUACCGGUCCCUCGGCCUUCACCAAAGCCGUCCUGGAAGUUAUGAGUGCGCGUUCUCGAUCCGGGCCAGUUACUUGGGACACAUUCCACGACAUUGACGAGUCAAAAGUUGUCAGCAACAUCCUCGUUCGCGAUGUCGAGUCCUUUGCCGCCGGCCAGGGACACUCGGAUUCUGGGAACCAUAACUCCAGGGGCGCUCUUGUCAAGCACCACUACCACGCCUCCAACUGGCCGAGUCGUCACCCCCGCUUCAGGCAUCCUAUCUUCGGCGAGGUAGAGAGAUGCAACUGGAACAUUGAGUGCGUCAUCAAGUGGGACCAGGACAUUGCCGCCUUCAACUCUCUCUCCCCCGAGGAACAAAAGCAAAAGGUCGAGGAGCAUGAGAACCUUCAGAAACUUCAGGCACAACAGAACCAGCAAAAGCUGGAACAACAAAAGGCCGCUGAACAAAAGGCUGCCGAGCAGCCUUUGAUGUUCCCGCCGCCUCAACAGCCUCUUCAAAUACCUCCUGUAGAUCCUGCACAACAAGAGGAGCUGAAGAUGGUAUGA
Messenger RNA from Colletotrichum paranaense, 1347 nucleotides. RefSeq names its product glycosyltransferase sugar-binding region containing DXD domain-containing protein. Bases 1 to 1347 code for a protein of 448 amino acids. Gene Ontology annotation, molecular function: alpha-1,6-mannosyltransferase activity. Lineage: Eukaryota; Fungi; Ascomycota; Sordariomycetes; Glomerellales; Glomerellaceae. Gene Ontology annotation, biological process: protein N-linked glycosylation. Gene Ontology annotation, cellular component: mannan polymerase complex. The record is from RefSeq and is a predicted model, not a curated record. The transcript has a single exon.